AUGAUUUCCACUUGGAAUGUGAGGGGCAUCAAUAAGGAAGCAAAACACAGAGAGGUCUGCUCCUACUUCUCCACUUUUCAUGUUCCUAUCAUUGCUUUGCUUGAAACUAGAGUUAAGGAGAUUAAUGCUAGUAGAAUUAGAAAUAAAUUUGGGAAUAAUUGGGCCUACAUAGACAACUACUCUCAUCAUUAUAAUGGGAGAAUUUGGGUUAUGUGGAAGGAUAAAGAGGUGACAGUUACUCUGUUACAGAAGGAGGAGCAGUUUAUUCACUUAGAUGUGAUAAGUGCUGAUAAGAGGAUCCAUUACUUGGCUACUAUAGUCUAUGCUAUGAAUCAACUGGAAAGAAGGAAGUGCCUUUGGGAACAAAUUGAGAACUUAGGUACUAAUACAUCUAUACCUUGGAUAGUGAUGGGUGACUAUAAUAAUGUCCUUACCAGUCAGGACAGGAUUGGAGGGAAUCAAGUCAACAUUGCUGAAUACAAAGACUUGGCAGACAUGAUGCAUAGGACAGGUUUAUUUGAGGCUCCCACUAGAGGGAGACAUUUUACCUGGUUUAACAAUCAUUCUGAUGGGGCUAUCUACUCCAUAAUAGAUAGGCUCAUUGCUAAUGUCCAGUGGUUUCAAACUUUUCAGGAUGCCCAUGUGGAGGUGCUUCACCCUAAUGUCUCAGAUCACUCCCCUCUGAGAGUGCUGUGGGGGCAACAACAAACCAGGAUGAAAAUGAUGUUCAAAUUUUUGAAUUGUGUCACUACCAGGGAGGGAUAUUUUGCUGUGGUUAAGGAUAGCUGGGAGAAGAGGACUAAGGGUAAUGCUAUGCAGAGACUUUGGUGCAAACUGAAAAGAUUACAGGGUCCUGUUCAGAAACUUCAGAGGAGCUAUACAGAUAUUCAACUGCAGAUUCAGAAGGCUAUACAGGACUUAAAUGAGGCUCACCUUCACCUCUCUAACAAUAUGUUUGACUGUGAUGCUAUUGCCUAG
This is a messenger RNA of Vicia villosa (hairy vetch), 978 nucleotides long. RefSeq lists its product as uncharacterized. NCBI's taxonomy places the organism in Eukaryota, Viridiplantae, Streptophyta, Magnoliopsida, Fabales, Fabaceae. The transcript has a single exon. Gene Ontology annotation, molecular function: catalytic activity. The coding region runs from base 1 to 978 and encodes 325 amino acids. The record is from RefSeq and is a predicted model, not a curated record.